AUGUUGACCAACAACAAACCAGCUGUUGUGUCGACAGCUGGAACAGCAUCAUCCUCUUCAUCAUCAUCAUCGAUGCUAAAGAACAAGGAGAACUACUACUCGACUCACUCUGUCUCUGGCCUAGGCAAGACAUAUGUACCAUCCGCCGUAUCCAAUGCGAUUACAAAGGUGACAUCAACGGCUCCUGGCCACAAGGACGGAGGCGCGUCAUCCAAGGUCAUGCCUUCAUACACCUCCACAGCAACAGUAGUGCCAAAGUCAAAGAUCAUGGCACCAAGUGGCAACCUACCACAACAUCAUCAAGCGCCGACCGUCACCACAAAGCCUGUUACCUCAUCAGCUGCUGUUGCUACUGCUCCAUCGGCCGCACCACCAGUUCAAGCACCAGCUGCCAGUGCCCCAGUCACAAAGCCAUCGGCGGCCCCAGCAUCCUUUUCCGCCCCUCAGCCACCCGCAUCCCAGCAAGAGAAGAGAAGAUGGGUCAUCUCUGACUUUGAUAUUGGAAAGCCACUGGGCAAGGGCCGCUUUGGUAAUGUGUACCUGGCAAGGGAGAAGUCCAGCAAGUUCAUUGUGGCACUCAAGGUGUUGUUCAAGUCACAGUUGCAGAUGGCCAAGAUUGAGCACCAACUGCGCAGAGAGAUCGAGAUCCAGUCGCACCUGCGCCAUCCCAACAUCCUGCGCCUCUACGGCUACUUUUACGACGAGCAACGCGUCUACCUCAUCAUCGAGUUUGCCAAGGGUGGCGAGUGCUUCAAGACCCUGCAGAUGGUGGGCCGCUUCCCCGAGUGCCAGGCCGCCACCUACACGCUGCAGAUCGCCGACGCCCUGCGCUACUGCCACUCCAAGCACGUGAUCCAUCGCGACAUCAAGCCAGAGAACCUGUUGAUUGGCGAGAAUGGAGACAUCAAGAUCGCCGACUUUGGCUGGUCAGUCCACGCGCCAGACAGAAAGCGCAACACCUUCUGUGGCACUCCAGAGUACCUUCCACCCGAAGUCAUCAACAAGGAGGACUACAACCAAUACGUCGAUGUCUGGAGUCUUGGUAUAUUAAUCUAUGAGUUACUCGCUGGAUUCUCACCAUUCAAGGGAGAGGAUGAAAGAGAGAUCUUUGACAAUAUCAAGGAGAACCGUGUUCAUUUCCCCGAGCACUUCUCAUUAGAGUCCAGGAACCUUAUCCUUGGUUUGCUCCAGAAGAAUCCAGCCGAGAGAAUUACUUUGACCGAUGUGAUCAAUCAUCCUUGGAUCAAGAAGUUUGCUCAUCCAGAGGCACUGAAGCCUGGCAUUGACUUGAAACCAUGGUAUGCCAACAACCAACAAUAUCAACAAAGCAACAGGAUACUGGAUUUCUGA
Molecule: messenger RNA, 1350 nt
Organism: Acytostelium subglobosum LB1
Lineage: Eukaryota; Evosea; Eumycetozoa; Acytosteliales; Acytosteliaceae
Exons: 5
Coding region: 1-1350 (449 amino acids)
Biological process (GO): regulation of cytokinesis; mitotic spindle organization; protein phosphorylation
Cellular component (GO): spindle microtubule; spindle midzone; spindle pole centrosome
Molecular function (GO): ATP binding; protein kinase activity
Source: RefSeq, a predicted model, not a curated record